Molecule: messenger RNA, 913 nt
Organism: Ipomoea nil (Japanese morning glory)
Lineage: Eukaryota; Viridiplantae; Streptophyta; Magnoliopsida; Solanales; Convolvulaceae
Product: 40S ribosomal protein S7
Exons: 6
Coding region: 123-698 (191 amino acids)
Biological process (GO): ribosomal small subunit biogenesis; rRNA processing; translation
Cellular component (GO): ribosome; cytosolic small ribosomal subunit; small-subunit processome
Molecular function (GO): structural constituent of ribosome
Source: RefSeq, a predicted model, not a curated record
AUUAGCGCCCCUGCUUCCACUCUCCGCCAUCUCCGAAGCCGAAGGUAGGGUUCAGACUUGAUAGCUCUCUCUCUCUCUACGUACAGGCCCGGUCGGCUAUCUGUUUGCUAGAAGGUUUCAAAAUGUACACUGCACUGCAGAAGAUUCACAAGGAUAAGGAUGUUGAACCAUCUGAGUUUGAGGAGACUGUUGCCCAGGCAUUUUUUGACUUGGAAAAUACCAACCAAGAGCUUAAGAGUGAUCUAAAGGACCUCUAUAUUAACUCUGCUGUUCAGAUUGACAUUUCUGGGAACCGCAAAGCUGUUGUGAUCCAUGUCCCUUACAGAUUAAGGAAAGCUUUCCGUAAGAUUCACCUUAGGCUUGUCAGAGAGCUUGAGAAAAAGUUCAGUGGGAAGGAUGUUGUUCUUGUUGCUACGAGAAGGAUAGCACGUCCACCAAAAAGGGGCUCUGCUGUACAGAGACCUCGCUCUCGGACACUUACAGCUGUGCAUGAGGCAAUUCUUGAGGAUCUAGUGUACCCUGCUGAGAUUGUAGGAAAGCGCAUCAGAUACCGUAUUGAUGGUUCAAAAAUAAUGAAGGUUUUCUUGGAUCCAAAGUUCAGGAAUGACACUGAAUACAAAUUAGAGACAUAUGCUGGUGUCUACAGGAAGCUUUCAGGGAAAGAUGUUGUCUUUGAAUAUCCAAUAACUGAAGCUUAAGAGGGCCUUUCUUUUCCUGUUUGAUACGUGUCUUAAGUUGAAGCAUGUCUGCUUUUAUUGUCUAGGCUUUCUGAAAUUUUUUUGAUUGGCAAACAUUUCCUUCAGAAGUGAGAAUAUUUAUGAAAGAUUGUUUGUGAUUAGUCUUUGGAAAAAGUUUGGUUGAACUUUCAUACUGGAAACAAAUGGUUUUAUUUACACCUGAAAAUUGGCUUCCA